Rotaria sp. Silwood1 is the source of this 960-nucleotide messenger RNA. The record is from the annotation of a GenBank genome assembly. NCBI's taxonomy places the organism in Eukaryota, Metazoa, Rotifera, Eurotatoria, Philodinida, Philodinidae.
AUGUUAGUAUCCAGUCGAAUCUUAGUAGAAAGUGCUCGUUUAAUAUUGAUAUAUGGAGGUCUAACAAUAUUAUUAUUUGGUAUGUUUGGUUCAUUAAUGGUCAUAAUUGUAUUUAAUUAUUAUCCAUUAAAUGAAAAUCCAUGUUCAAUAUAUAUUCGAGUUAUUGGAAUAUUAUCAUUUUUAUUUUUACCAAUUUAUUUUUUGCCAAAUAUAGUUACAUUUGGUUUUGAAAUAAAUUGGCUAUCAUUAAAUAGAAUUUUUUGUAAAUUUCAAAUGAGUUAUGCUGUAUUUACAAUAACAUCAAUAUUUAUAUUAAAUUGUUUUAUUUCAUUUGAUCGUUAUUCAAUAAUAUCAUCUUCACCGAAAAUUCGAUCAUUUAAUUCAAUUAAAUUAUCUCGUUAUCUUGUUUGUGCAGGUUUAAUUAUAAUUUGGUGUAUUUUUGGAAUACCUGUUGCUUUCUUUUUUGAUAAUAUUCCACAAGAAAAUCAAAAUGGAACAUUUAUUUGUACAUCAAGAUCAAAUGGUUUAUUAUUAUUUGCAGCACUUUUUUAUUUUCCAUUAUUGGAAGGAGUAUUACCUAUUCUAUUAGCUAUUUAUUUUUGGUAUAUUACAAGAAAACUUGUUAAACGUCUUAAUAAUCAACAUGUUAUACAAAGAUUUGAUAGACAAAUAACUCGAACAUAUAUGUUUCAAAUAGCUGGAAAUGCUAUAGCAUCUCUUCCAUUUGCUACGAUUAAUCUCUACAGAUCAUUGACAAUGCAAAAUAAAAGAAGUGAAAAUGAAGAAAAUAUUGUACAAUUUUUUCGUCUUCUUGCAAUAUGUUUAUUUUAUGUUCAAUAUUCGACAGAUUUUUAUAUUUAUAUGAUAACAUCGAGUGAAUUUCGAAUGAGAGCUUGUCAUAUUUUAUCUUUUUGGCAUCAUUGUAGAAGACCUUGGAAUAAUCGUGUCACACACGCUUAA